AUGUGGGUCACGCGCGGAAUCUCUCUCAUCAAUUUCGGAGUCGCCUCGUCAGCGCUGGCAUUCCAAGUCUUCGUCCUAUACCCAUGGCACCAUGAACUAGACGACCAGUUCAAGCUCUUGAAAUAUGAGCACCGACGCGUACUGGAACAACACAAGCUGCUGCACCAGGCCGACAAACUGCCACAACUGGCCAAGCCUCAAUGA
Messenger RNA from Penicillium psychrosexuale, 204 nucleotides. RefSeq lists its product as uncharacterized. The coding region runs from base 1 to 204 and encodes 67 amino acids. The transcript has a single exon. The record is from RefSeq and is a predicted model, not a curated record. Lineage: Eukaryota; Fungi; Ascomycota; Eurotiomycetes; Eurotiales; Aspergillaceae.